CUGGUCUGUCUUGUCAUGAGGAUGUUAGGAGAUCUAUUCGUUUUCGGAUGUCUUCAAGAUAUUAUGGAAUAGCUGGAGAUAUGUUUGUUAGUUGUUAGAGCAUUUCUUUGGGUUCCAAGAUCUGAACAUCAACGGUUCAGGAACAUGUUGCCACCAGUGAAGAAGGAUCGGGUCAUUCACCGUCUCCCGAAGUGUUUUAGCCAUGCAGCGGCUCUUCACACCAAGGAAGAUUUCCAUCCAGCAGUCAAGACCUUCUGCCAAACAAACAAAAGCAGUGCAGUGCGCUUCAACAUCGCCAAGGUGAUUGUAGUGGGAGAUGUAGCUGUUGGAAAGACUUGUUUCAUCAGCAGGUUCUGCAAGGAGGCCUUCGAGAAGAACUACAAAGCUACGAUCGGGGUGGACUUUGAGAUGGAGCGCUUCGAGGUGCUCGGGGUCCCCUUCAGCCUGCAGAUAUGGGACACAGCCGGGCAGGAGAGGUUCAAAUGCAUCGCCUCCACCUAUUACAGAGGUGCACAAGCCAUCAUCGUGGUGUUUGACUUGAGCAGCGUUGAAUCGUUAGCCCAUGCCAGACAGUGGCUGGAAGACGCCAUGAAGGAGAACGAUCCGUCCAGCGUGCUGCUGUUCCUCGUGGGCACCAAGAAGGACAUGAGCUCCGCCGGACAGCAGGAGGACAUGGAGCGGGAGGCCGUGAGGCUGUCUGAGGAGCUCAAAGCAGAGUACUGGGCCGUGUCCGCCAAGUCAGGGGACGGCGUCAAGAACUUCUUCUUCCGCAUGGCCUCGCUGACCUUCGAGGCGAACGUUCUGGCGGAGCUGGAGAGAAGCGGCGCCCGACAGAGCAGUGACAUCAUCAAACUGACUGAGAGCACAGAGGACAGACACAAACGGCCCAAGAGCAGAUGCUGCUGAUGACCCCAGCAGGACCACGGAUUGGACGGCAUCGUGAGGAACGACAUGCCUGACUGAUGAGCAUCAGGAAGCUUGAUAGACCCGACCAGCACUUCAUUGGGAUGCUAGUUUGUGUGUGAGGACGUUGUGUAUGUCCAACCAGUAACACAUCAGAUAGUUGUGUACGUCCAGCCAGUAACAGGUCCGAUAGUUGUGUAAAUCCAACCCGUAACAGGUCAGAUAUUUGUGUAUGUCCAACCUGUGACAGGUCAGAUAGUUGUGUAUUUCAAACCCGUAACAGGUCAGAUAUUUGUGCAUGUCCAACCCGUAACAGGUCAGAUAGUUGUGUAUGUCCAACCAGUACCAGGUCAUAUUCAGUGUCCAGCUUCACAUGGGAAUACCGAUAUCCAUGUGGACAGAUUAAAAACAAGGACAAUAGCAUUCAGUGUGUUGGUUGCACAUUCCCAUCCAUCCAACCGUCGUUCAGAAAUGGGACGAGUCCACCCAUUGGCCUUUCUGUUGUCCUCCGCUGCUCCUUCUCCUCUGUGUCCUGUCAUGUGAGUGCUGCUAAUCGGACGCACACACAGACUCCCGUGACCUGUCACACAUUCCACCUCCCAGCACUCCGCGCAAAUGACACCACAGAUGGAGGGACUGUCCGGGGCAGGGCUAACAGGGGACCACACAGUGGUCUUAUUGGCCUUCUGCUGUCUGCACCUCAGGCUCAUCGGGGAGCUUGAUUGUUUGAAACGCCAGCCUCAUACAUUUCAACGCUAAUUUUCAAAUCUUUGCACCUGGUUGUGUUCUAUGUCACCACGGUUUUCAAAUGUGGGGAAAUAAAAGAUGGAUACUUA
Messenger RNA from Gadus macrocephalus (Pacific cod), 1739 nucleotides. Its product is annotated as ras-related protein Rab-34-like. Gene Ontology annotation, biological process: endocytosis; phagosome-lysosome fusion. The transcript has 11 exons. The record is from RefSeq and is a predicted model, not a curated record. Gene Ontology annotation, molecular function: GTPase activity; GTP binding. Lineage: Eukaryota; Metazoa; Chordata; Actinopteri; Gadiformes; Gadidae. The coding region runs from base 145 to 906 and encodes 253 amino acids.